Laccaria bicolor S238N-H82 is the source of this 3570-nucleotide messenger RNA. RefSeq lists its product as uncharacterized. Lineage: Eukaryota; Fungi; Basidiomycota; Agaricomycetes; Agaricales; Hydnangiaceae. Bases 1 to 3570 code for a protein of 1189 amino acids. Gene Ontology annotation, molecular function: protein binding. The transcript has 12 exons. Gene Ontology annotation, biological process: positive regulation of TOR signaling. The record is from RefSeq and is a predicted model, not a curated record.
AUGGCUUCGACGCUCGCAAGCGUUCAGAAAUUCAACAACCCAUUCGAUGGUUACUCUGACUCACGGGCACACGGGUACCAAGGACCUACGCGGAGAGUUCGGCUGACUCGUGUCACGCCUAGCGGAGGUGGUGGUGCGAUCUCAAAGUCUGAGGACGGCGUUCGUUGUGCCGUCACCGGGAAAGAAUCACUAAGGAUAUUACGUGUGUCGGAUCCAUCAAAUACUCAUAAUCCAGAUCAUAAAUCGGCCGUCGGACGAGGAGGCCAUCGAAUUGAUGCAUCGCGUAACUUUUGGGACAACAGUGGGUUGAAGAUUGAUAGUGCCAGUACUGAUGUUGCAUGGGGUCAUGGAGCCUUCAACAACAAAAUCUUGACCAGCGCGCGGAAUGGGGAACUUAUCAUGUGGGACCUCAACAAAUCUGGGGUGACCAAGUAUGAACGAAGAACGAAGGACCAUAUUCGUUCCAUUCACAAGCUGUCCGUGUCGCACAUUAUUCAUCACUAUUGCAUAACGGGCUCCGCGGAUGGUGAUAUGCGUGUCUGGGACCUGCGCGAUUUCUCAAGGUCUAUUCUACGUGUGCACCACCCGACUUCUGUCCGGAGCCUCGUCUUUUCGCCCAGCCUUUAUCAGCCUUUGCAAGCUGUAGUUGGUCUGGACAAUGGAAGCAUAUACAGGUGGGACUUGAGAAUGGGCCAACGCGGACAGCUCGAUAGGCUCCCAGUUGCACACGGUGCUUCAGUCAUGUCUCUUGAUUGGUGCAGCUCUCCACAGGCGUCGGUUAGCACAGCUACGCCAGAUAUCACGGGAAACGGGCUAGGAUGGCUGGUGAGCGCCGGUUUGGACAAAUGUGUCAAGGUUUGGGACCUCUCUUCUCCUGGAUCCAAUACGCACAUACCUCAGAAACCAACGUAUACCUUACACCCGUCUUUCCCCGUCCGCCGAGUGUUAUGGCGCCCGGGAUAUGAGUGUGAGCUGGCGCUUGUUUCCAACAUUGAAUAUGGGGCUGCAGAAGCGCAGCCAUCGCCUUCGCCCGCUAGCCCUCCUGGAACAUUGGCCAGUGCAGGCAGUAGCUUGGGAUUAGACGCAAUGAUGAGAGCAGGGAAUGACAACGACAAGGAAAAACCGGUUGCUCCGGACCCAACUUCAACAGGCGAUGCUGUCGAGAUCUGGGAUGUUCGGAGGGGUUGGAUCGGGAAAUGGUCUUUGACAGGAACUGCAGGGGAUGGUGGAGUAAAUGAUAUUGCGUUUGGAGAUUCGCACGCUUUGUGGGCUCAACAUUCAGCUGGAUCGUUCUCUCAAAUUGACCUACGGGAUGUUACGAAACCCCUGGAUGCGGUUCCCAGAGUAGCUGCAACGUGGGAAGCGACUGGAACGCUCGCAUUUGUCAGUGACCGAAAAAUGCGCUGGGAGAUUCCAUACGAUGAUUUAAAACCUAGUCAACGUGGACCUGGAAACGAAGACCUCCCUGGUAAAGCAUUGGGAGACGACCCUGCCCAACCUACCACACAAAGGCUGGGUGCCUUCGCAAUGGAAACUACUGCUCGAGAGGUUGAGGUCUUUACGCAGCUCGCUCGUGGCUACAUUUUUGCAGGGGAGGACCGUCGAAGUAUUUGCAUCAAGAAUGCUCAGGUGCGACAGUUGGUUGCCCGUUCCGCACCUGGAUAUUUACGGCUUUUAAAACAGGUGGCACUUGAAGCAGGCCAGGAGCGAGCAGUGCAAGUAUGGUUGCUCAUGGGAGCAGCUCUGUCAGAUUACAUACCUGACGUUGAAUCGACACCCACUCCUCGAUAUAAGACUAAAAAAGGCUCAGUACCACCACCAAUAUCAGCGCCACCCGUCAUGUCCACUUCUUACACAUUCCCCUCCUCUGCUGCUACUUAUAAAACUAGCCCAGGGCGUAGAUCCGUGCACAGUGCUGAACCCGCACCUAGAAUACCCCACCGCAGCCCGUCUGCAUCAGCGCCUCGCAAACUGACGCCGUCCUCAUCUGCAGCCUCUUCACCCCGCCACGUCUCUAUCGGGCUUCCGCCUAUGACACCAAACAAGCCAUCCUUUUUCUCCCGUCGUGAGUCACUUGACUCAGGUCUCGCUCUCCUUCGCCGUCCUUCCCUAUCAACUACGCCUGGUCACAGUGCGAGCCCAAGUGAGCGGAGCUCGUCGAGUCUUAGACAUCUUGGAGAAGGCGCUUUGAGUGAUUCUGAUUCUUCACCUAGUGAAGGUGGGGAGGAAACUCCCAGCAGGGCAUUGAGCGGGGAUGAACAACCCUCUAAUCCAACGAUCUCUCCCAUCCUACACGCCACAAGAGGGAUCCCUACACCAAGCCCGUUGUCCAUUGUUGUUGCUCAGCGACAGUGGCCAGAGGAUGGAGAGGGUGGUGAUAGGGACGACGACGAAGAUGAAGAAUCAUCUCCUUCACCUGGCUCUACUGACACAGAAUCGGAAGGAUCUUCCCGCCGAAGGCAGACACCCAGCAAGUCGGUCAAGAGAAACGUGGUUCGGUUGAAGUCAAGGAAUGGUAGUUCAACUGUGGCGUCACUAGCUGUACCUCAACGACAGCUCGUGCAUCAGGACUCGCACAGCAGUAUACGAACUGUCACCGCGGUUGAAACAUCAUUCAGGGAUCAGGAAGAUACGGAGGGCGUCAAAGCUGAGGAUACCGUUAUGGACCUUCGAAAACAUAAAUAUGAAAAGUCGCAGGCUGCUUCGGACUUGAUGGCGGAGGGAGAAGGUAAAGAUGAGCUCGACGAAGUCGACUUAUCAAGGGUCUCUGAAAGGCGCAUUGAGAUUAUUCACAUGGAGGAGAAGAGGUUCCGGGAGAUGACCUGGGAGGCGCUCCGUGAUGCUUUGGAGGACUUCGCAGUUGAGGGCGAAGUCCAGCUGUGCGCUAUGUUGUCUGUUGUGGCACACCAAGAACUCAGGAUUUCAAAUAAACGAGUAACUCGCUUCCUUGAUGCAUAUACCGAACAUCUGACUCGUCUCCGAUUAUACGCCUGUGCUGCCUACGUGCGGAAAUUUAGCCAGGCGGAAGACCUUCGCAAUGCGACUCUGCUCGAGACAACAAUCUACACCUCCUGUGGCAAGUGCAAAAAGGCCAUUGUUAAGCCCGCUGGAACUUGCACCGUCGACAAAGCAAAUCGCGGAGGCUACUCUUACUGUGCUACUUGCAAAUCCUCUUGUGUCACCUGCUCAAUCUGUCGGCUGCCUGUCAGAGCCCUAUUGUUCCAAUGCUCUGUUUGCAGCCAUGGAGGCCAUCAGUCAUGUUAUCAUCGUUAUUACAUAAGGCAGCCGAUGGUGGAGCUACCUAGGUCUUUCUUACCUGCCGUGGAUUUCAGAGGUCGGACGGCGCAACGGAAUACCCCGACCAACGUUGAAGAUGACGCAGAGUCCACGAUCAGCAGUGUUCAGAGUGCCAGCAGCGUAAUUGGCACGUCUUUGGGGAUGAGCCCUUCUUUUGGGAUGAGCCCCGCUCGUUCGGAUUUGGCGGUCAAGUUGAUAGGCCAUCUUUGUGCGGCGGGUUGUGGACACUACUGUUGGGCAGCUAAUAGGAUUACAGAAGGAUCAGACUUAUAG